AUCCAUGUCAUUACUGCUUGUUGUGCAUCCUCACUGGCAAUUUUGUUUGAACUAAUUAAUGAUUAACAGGUGUGCUCUGCAUGACACUGUUCAAUGGCACUGAAGAAAAGAAGGAGCAGAUAAGACCAAAUGGAUGCAUCAAGAUCCUUUUUGUAGCUCUAAACUGCUAAAAGGAAAAUGAAGCCCACCUUCUCCUUGUGUCUGUUGCUGGCUGGUUUGUAUGCUGUUGUCCAGUGUCAUCAGCGCCCUCACUACCGCAAUAAGCAGGAUGAUGCUAAAGGGACAUAUUAUCCAGGACAUAAUUCUCAGUGGGAAGGAGCUUAUCCAGUUAAGAACAAAACCUUUGUCAAACUAGUUCUCAGCAAUGCUGACUUUGCAUUUUCAUUUUACAAGCUGGUCGCAUCCGAAGCAACAGUUCAAAAUAUUUUCUUUUCACCCAUAAGCAUCUCUGCUUCCUUUGCAAUGCUGGCACUCGGUGCCAAGUCAGCAACACUGACACAGAUUCUGGAAGGGCUUGCCUUUAACCUGAAAAAGACUCAAGAGACAGAAAUACAUGACAAUUUUUGCCAACUCCUCCACAUGCUGAACCGUUCAGACAGCGAGUUCCAGCUGAGCCUGGGAAAUGCCCUUUUUAUAGAAGAGACUCUGAAACCAGUACGGAAGUUCUUGGAUGAUGCCAAAAGCUUUUAUGAAUCUGAAGUCUUUUCUUCUGACUUUAACAACUCUGUUGGCACUGAGAAUCAGAUCAACAGUUAUAUUGAGGAAAAGACAAAUGGGAAAAUUGUUAAGCUAGUGGAAAAUAUUGAUCCUCUCACUGCAAUGGUUCUUGUUAACUAUGUCUUCUUUAGAGCUCACUGGGAGAAACCCUUCAGUACAUUAUACACAAGAAAGGAGGAUUUUUUUGUGGACCAGAAAACAUCUGUAAAAGUUGACAUGAUGUAUCGAAAGGGUUACUACAGAAAUUACUUUGAUGAAGAGCUGUCCUGUUGGCUGGUUCAGAUACCUUACAAAGGAGAUGUUGCAGCAUUAUUUGUUUUGCCUGACGAAGGGAAGAUGAAGCAGGUGGAAGAUGCUCUCUUGAAAAAGACUGUAUCUAAAUGGGAAAAGUUCCUCCAAGACAGAAAAAUACAUCUGCACAUUCCAAAAUUUUCUAUUUCUGGUACCUAUGAUGUGAAAAGGAUAGUUAAACAAAUGGGUAUGAUCGAUCUGUUCACUGACCAAGCUGAUCUGUCUGGGAUUACUGAGGAGCCUGGACUGAUGGUUUCAAAAGUGAUUCACAGAGCCAUGCUGAAUGUUCAUGAGAAUGGCACUGAAGCAACAGGAGUCACAGUGAUGGAGAUUACCUGGAGAUCUGGUGAUUUUCCUCGUCCUCCCCGAGUCAAAUUCAACAGGCCCUUUCUCCUGGUGAUUCUGGAUAAAGUCACCCACACUGUCCUCUUCAUCGGGAAAAUUGUAAACCCUCAGAAAAAUGACUGAUUGACAAGACUUCAGCACACCACUGCCUAAAUCCCUAUGAUCCUGUGAAACACUUACGUAUGGAUACCACUAUGUACUAGUGCUCAUCUUUCAACUAUUACCCUUAUAAACAUAAUCAUCCCUUAAAACAUUAAAACUAUUUUUCCUUGUCCAAAAGUCCCUUGUAUUUGCCCCAGCCUACAGCUGAGUAUCGCUUGUAGUGUUAAUGAAAUACAAGUAACUUUUCACCA
Messenger RNA from Empidonax traillii (willow flycatcher), 1706 nucleotides. Its product is annotated as alpha-1-antiproteinase-like. Gene Ontology annotation, biological process: negative regulation of endopeptidase activity. The transcript is spliced from 5 exons. Gene Ontology annotation, molecular function: serine-type endopeptidase inhibitor activity. NCBI's taxonomy places the organism in Eukaryota, Metazoa, Chordata, Aves, Passeriformes, Tyrannidae. Bases 178 to 1476 code for a protein of 432 amino acids. The record is from RefSeq and is a predicted model, not a curated record.